Molecule: messenger RNA, 2845 nt
Organism: Fundulus heteroclitus (mummichog)
Lineage: Eukaryota; Metazoa; Chordata; Actinopteri; Cyprinodontiformes; Fundulidae
Gene: lrrc58b
Product: leucine rich repeat containing 58b
Exons: 4
Coding region: 420-1490 (356 amino acids)
Molecular function (GO): protein binding
Source: RefSeq, a predicted model, not a curated record
UCAUCGUGGCGGUAAUAACACGCCCUGGCGUGAUUUUGCGUAGCAGCGAGUUAUCAAUAAACCGUCGUAGUAAACCUGGUAAAUGUAUAUAACUCAAUUACUUUUGUAAUCCGACGGGCAAGAACAGCAGCCAAUCAGCGCUCCGGUGGGCGGGCUCAAUGGCCGUCAUCAGCCAAUCUUCGAACGCGGAAGUAAAAGUUCGGUGAAUGAUAGGCGGCGCCGUAAGAGGGUCGCACGGCGUUUAGCGUCGUUAAAUUCUGGCCGCAGCGGCUGGUUGCGUUAAACUAGCGACCCGUGCGGUGACAGGGAUGCCUUCUUCGUUUAAAGUGCAAAAGUUUAGGAGCUAACUCCAACUUUGCGGGAAGACGUCAGGUAAGGAGCGCGGAUAGAGGGAAAAACAACGAGGAAAAACAGCCAAAAUGGAGAGCCACGAAGGAGCGGCGGCGGCAGCAGCGGCAGUGAGAGACUGUGUGCUCGACUUCUCACGAUUGAGUUUGAACACUUUCGACGCUGACAGCGUUAGCGAGGACAGGAAGAGGGACACCCGGCAGCUCUUCCUCAACUACAACCGCCUGGCCGCGCUGCCCUCGUCCGUGGGCCUGUUCUCCAACCUGGAGUUCCUGGACAUCAGCAACAACGGGCUGACGGCCAUCUGCGAGGGCAUCACCAGGCUCGGCCGGCUGAAGACGCUCCUCGCCAAGAACAACCGCCUGGACGAGUUCUCGCUGCCCAAGGAGUUCGGCUCGCUGCAGCUGGAGGUGUUGAACUUUAGCGGCAACCGCUUCGAGGAGAUCCCGCUCCAGUGCACCAAGCUGCUGCGGCUGCAGUCGCUCUCCGUCGGCGGAAACCGGCUGAAAAGUAUCCCCUCGGAGAUCGAGCAUCUGACCAGUUUGGAGAUGUUGUAUUUGGGUGGGAACCUCAUCUCAGACAUUCCUCCUGAGCUGGCACACCUGCCUUACCUCACCUACCUGGUGCUAUGUGACAACCGCAUCCAAAGUGUGCCUCCGCAGCUCGCCAGGCUUCACUCCCUGCGGUCGUUAAGUCUGCACAACAACCUGCUCACCUACCUGCCGAGGGAGAUCCUCAGCCUGGUGCACCUGCAGGAGCUCAGCCUUAGAGGCAACCCUCUGGUGGUGCGCUUCGUCAAAGAGAUGAUUUACGACCCUCCUUCGCUGCUAGAGCUGGCGGGACGUACCAUUAAGAGCAGAAAUGUUCCUUACUCUCCGUGCGACAUGCCCUCCAACCUGGAGCGCUAUUUGGACCUUGCCAGCAAGUGCCCCAAUCCCAAAUGCGCUGGUGUGUACUUUGAUUCAUGCGUGCGACAGAUCAAGUUCGUUGACUUCUGUGGAAAGUACCGGCUGCCCCUCAUGCACUACCUGUGCUCCCCGGAGUGCACGUCCCCCUGCAGCUCCAACCCUCAGAGCGACGCCGAGUCCGAGGAAGAGAACAGCGUGCCCGCAGACCGCCUCCAGAGGGUCCUGCUGGGAUAAAACCGACACAGAAUCCGAAAGGAAAAAAGCGGAGCUUGCUUCAGACUUUGCUGCACACGCAUCUAUAGACUCACAAAUCCAGUAAAGGUUUUACGUUCGGCUCCAUAUACGCACAGAACAUUAAAGGGUUUUCUCUCCUCCUGGGAAAGCUUCAAUUUGUGGCUUUUUUUUUUUUUUUUUUUUUUUUUUUAUCCGUUAUUUGAAAAACUGUUUUUCUGCUCAUCACUUUAAUCCCUGACUAAAAGAAGGGUUUCCGAGUCUCAACCUCUUCAACCCGUGUUUGGACACUGGGGGGCGCUAAAAUUACUCUUUGGACUAUAAGCACUAAAGGGCUGAAGUUGUUGCAACACAAGUCUUCUUAGUAAACAUGUCACUCUAAUUUUUAUUUUGGAUCUGAAUCUGUUCUUCUAGACAAUUGUUGCUGCUGUUUAUGCAACCAAAUGAUCAAAAUGUGCGGUCAAAUAUUUGUUUUUGUUUUUUUGAAGCUCUGGUUCUGAAAUGAUGGGGAUGACCUGAUUUAAACGUAGCGAUAUCCCACCUGUUAUUAAGCUCGGUAGUAUUAUCGGUAGUGCGAUCAUUUGAUGCACCAUGGGUGGGAAGCAGGGCUGACGAAGAAGCUUUGUUAUAUUAUAUUAACGCGGUCGUAUGGUAGUGUGCUUGUACAGGCUUACUGACAGGAAGUGAAUGUGGGGCGGACCAGGGAAAACUAUGCGAGCGCGGAAACAAUAGCUGAAGGGUUUCAGCCCUCUGGUGUGUUUAGGGCUGUUGGCCAUCUCUUGGGUGCAUUCAGACAAAUCUCAUUGGGUUGUUUUGUGUGGUUUUUUUUUUUUUUUUUUUUUUUUUUUUUUUUUUUUUUUUUUUUUUUUAAGAUAACACAAAUGUUAAAUGACGGUCUUCUGUUUACAAUAAAAAAAAAAAAAAAAAGCUUUUUCGAGAAAUUUCAUCCCCACCUACUUUUAUUUUUAUUUUUAUUCUUUAUUUUUAAGAAAACAGAAUAACUCUGUUACAAGCGCACCAACAUUUUGGCGAUGUGCCUUAUUAUCAAUGCUGAUCCUUAACAAUUAAUCAGAGCUGUAAAAACUGUGACAUAUAUGCACCCUCGAAUGUGAUGGACCUAAUGUUAAGAAUCAUAAUGAAUAUGUUAUAUAUUUUUAACUAACCCGUGGAAAACGAGUAACCUUUUAUAACAAAAUGAGCUUUUAUACAAACGUUUUUAUAAUGUUCAAACUACAGUUUAAAUGUCCUUCAGUAUAGUCUGCACUUAAGAGUUUAUUGAUCUGUUAAGUGUAUGUGAGUUUACUCCUAACGUGAUGUAAGUGACUGGAGAGCAAUAAAGCAAUUUAAUGUCUUCUAAA